This is a messenger RNA of Drosophila suzukii, 8167 nucleotides long. The record is from RefSeq and is a predicted model, not a curated record. NCBI's taxonomy places the organism in Eukaryota, Metazoa, Arthropoda, Insecta, Diptera, Drosophilidae.
GAGUUUUCUUUAGAGUUUUCCCCCCGCCUCCCAGCCGCAAGAGUGAGCGAGAGGGCGAGUGUUCGUGAGUGCGUUCGUGAGUUUCGUUCAAUUGUUCGUGUCGUAACGUGUCGUGUCGUGUCGAUGACAUUUUCCCAAAAAAAGCGAGAUUCUGUUUGGUAACGGAAAUCGCCGGAGUGCUAAUUAAAUUUGCAUCUGCCCUGGGUGGCAGUUAAAUUUUUUAGUCAUAGAGAUUAGUAAAAUAAGUGUAAUUAAAUCGGUAAAGAAGAAAAACUCUGCCAUAAAUCGUAGCCAAACUAGUCUGCUGUGUUAUUUUCCACAUGGCCCUGCAUAAAUCAUCAAGACGAAAUGCAAUAAAUCAGCUAGUUCAGGUUAAAUAUUUAAUUUCACACACCGAAUGAUAUAAGUGGCAAUAAAAUUUCCGUGCGAAUUUGUGCGCUGUCUGCGAAUCCAUGUGCAUAAAUAAAUGAGGCUGUGACCAGCCAGUUGACCCGUGAGCCGUUAUUUAUCGUGGCAUCCACCUGAGGACAACCGACCAACCCGAAAGUUCUCGCCUCGAAUUUAUUGCCAAUGCCGCGCUCGCGCAAUCCGCAGUCCUUUGGGCCUCAUUCUGGGCCAGCGAAAAGAAGCAGAGCCUCAAUAAAAAUCCUCAGACAAGGCACAAAAUCAUAAACCCCAUAGAAACCCCCGUACUACCUAAACCCAAAUUUCAUUGGGACCGGAAAAAUGCCAAAGCACGAACGGAGAAAACAAUAAAUAUCAACUGGAGGAGUCCAAGAAAAGCAGCUUUAAAUAUAUAUACAUACACACACGAUAUCAACCAGCAACUGACCAAAUACACUUAAUAACUAACUAAUAAAUAAACAAAUACCUAAUCCAACUGAGCGGACCAAAACGCGGAAACUAAAUUUAAGCUGCAAAAAAUAUCAAUGUGAGACUUGUGCUUGUAAUACAAAUCGAAGACCAAGCAGUAUCGGUUAUACGGAUUUAAUUUAGGAACAUUUAUUAUUAGCCUAGCACUUAAGUGUACAUAUGACCAGAAUGGAAUACAAACUUGGUAAAAGCUUUAAACUAGACAACUAAGAACGGAGAGGGGCAAAACCAAACUCGAAUUUUGCUGUCAAUUCUCGUGUGUAAAGUGUAACUGAACGUGUAAACUGUAGACUGUGCUAUAAACAUAUUCAACCUAUUUAUAAAAACACUAACUUACCAUAUACAAUAUAUAUAUAUAUCGUAUUUUUGUCGUGCAAAAAGCAUUUAGACCGGGCAGAAAAAAAAACAAAGACCGCUUUCAGGUAACUAACAAACACAUUAAACAAUCUUUUCUGGGAGCUUUCAUUGCUGUGCUUUGGUAGAUCUGUCUAUAAGUGUUCCUUAUGCAUUUAUGUGGCCGUAACUGUGUGUGUGUGUAUCUGUGCCCUUGCCUGUGUAUCUAUGAGUUCCUAGCACGAUAUAGCCAUCCUGCGAGAGUCCUUCUGCAAGAUGAGCAACGUCGACUUUGAGCAGAACACGCCGAGUGGCAGUGGCAACGAUAACAAUGAUAACAACAAUAAUAAUAACCCCAACUGCAGCCGUUUAGCCAGCAUUCGUAACUACAAGUUAGCUAAUUGGUUUCCACAACGCGCCGAGGAAAACAAGCGCAAGAAGCGCGUGGAGCAGCAGCGCCAGCAGCGGCAGCGGAGGGGGGCCAAGGUCUUCAAGUGUGUCAGCGACUCCACCGGCCACCUGACCCUGGCCCCCUCGCGCCUCUUCGAGCGCACGCCCAUGAGUCCGUCGGACAGUCUGGACGAGAUCGCGCUGCAGAUCCCCAGAGUUCGUGUGGAGUACUAUGUGAACGAAAACACAUUUAAAGAAAGACUGCAACUCUAUUUCAUUAAGAAUCAGCGUUCAAGCCUGCGCAUACGAAUCGCCGAUUUAUUCUUUAAGUUACUGUCGUGUGUUCUCUACAUAAUACGUGUGAUAUUGGAUAAAAAUCCAACAUUUAUAACAUGCCAUGGCUGCGAAGUGGGCAACAAGACGGAGUUCAUCAUCUCGGCCAAACUGACGGAGGAGGAGUUCCAGGAGAACCCCAUCAUCAACUGGGACGCCAUACUCUGGGUGAAUCGGCCAACAGUGCUCUGGGUCCUCCAGCUACUUCUGGCCAUGGUGUCGCUAACGCAAUCCUUGGUUCUCACAUAUCUAGGCUAUAAGGGCAACAUCUGGCAACAGAUACUCUCAUUUCACUUUAUACUAGAAUUAGUAACGACAAUACCCUUUGCACUUACGAUUGUUCAUCCUCCGCUGCGGAAUCUGUUCAUUCCCAUUUUCCUCAACUGCUGGCUGGCCAAGCGAUCGCUGGAGAAUAUGUUUAAUGACCUCCAUCGUGCCAUGCAAAAGUCUCAGUCGGCGCUUUCCCAGCAGUUGACCAUUCUAUCAGCCACUUUGCUGUGUUUAGUCUUUACAAGCGUUUGUGGCAUCCAGCACUUUCAGCGCGCUGGUCAUCGACAUUUGAAUCUCUUUCAGAGCACCUACUAUGUGGUUGUGACCUUCUCCACAGUGGGAUAUGGUGACUUUGUGCCGGACAUUUGGCCCUCGCAGCUCUAUAUGGUCAUCAUGAUUUGUGUCGCCCUCAUUGUGCUUCCCACGCAGUUUGAACAGCUGGCCUUCACGUGGAUGGAGCGCCAAAAGCUGGGCGGCAGCUACAGUUCCCAUCGUGCCCAAAGUGAGAAGCACGUGGUGGUGUGUUCCACCACCCUGCACGCAGAUACCAUCAUGGACUUCCUCAACGAGUUCUACGCCCAUCCACUUCUGCAGGACUUCUAUGUGGUACUCCUCAGUCCCAUGGAGCUGGACACCACGAUGCGGAUGAUCCUGCAGGUACCCAUUUGGGCGCAGCGAGUCAUCUACAUUCAGGGAUCCUGCCUGAAGGAUGGCGACUUGGCACGCGCCAGGAUGAAUGAGGCGGAGGCGUGUUUUAUCCUGGCGGCCAGAAACUAUGCGGAUAAGACAGCUGCCGACGAGCACACCAUCCUGCGAUCCUGGGCUGUCAAGGAUUUUGCACCGAAUGUACCGCAGUAUGUGCAGAUUUUCAGGCCCGAGCACAAGCUGCAUGUGAAGUUCGCGGAGCACGUGGUCUGCGAGGACGAGUUCAAGUACGCCCUUUUGGCCAACAACUGCACCUGUCCCGGCGCCAGCACCCUGGUCACCCUGCUGCUCCACACAUCCCGCGGACAGGAGGGCCAGCAGAGUCCAGAGGAAUGGCACCGACUGUAUGGCAAGUGUUCCGGAAACGAGAUCUACCACAUUGUCCUGGGCGACAGUCGAUUCUUCGGGGAGUACGAGGGCAAGAGCUUCACCUACGCCAGUUUCCAUUCGCACCGCAAAUAUGGAGUGGCUUUGGUGGGCGUUCGACCGGCGGAGCUGCCCGAAUUCUACGAGGAGACCAUCCUGCUGAAUCCCGGACCCAGGCACAUUAUGAAAAAGGAUGACACGUGCUAUUACAUGAGCAUCACCAAGGAGGAGAAUUCCGCCUUUGUCGUUAAUCAAAAUCAAACAUCGGACCCAACGGCGGGGGCGAAAGAGGGGGGCGGGGCCGGGGGAGGUCCCUCCUCUUCUGCCUCCCCCCACCCCGCGGCAGCAACUGCCAAUCCAACUACAACAACAACAAUAACAACAACAACAGUACAAGCAACAACAACAACAACAAUUAGCACAACCUUCACAUCAUCAACAUUACUAUCAGCAUCAACAACAACAGCAACAAUAAAUGCAACCUCAACCGCCGCAGCCGCACCACCACCAGUGCCGUCUGUUUGUGUGCGUGUGCCCCACAGUCCCAGUUACGAUAGUGGUGGUGGCACCACUAAUACCGGCACCACCCACUUGCAACCGUAUCCGUAUCCGCAAUCGUAUCCGCAAACGUAUCCGCAAUCGCAUCCGCCAAUGCAAACACCAGACAGUGGCGAGUUUGCAUCACUAUUUGUGCCCAGCGAUAAUCCGACGGCUGUGAUAAUCUCGGACUCCAGGCAGAACCUCAAGGACACGACGGUGACCCAGACGGCGGCGACGAUAACCACAACGACCUUGCCGCCUCCUCACCAAACCAUGGGAUCCCCAAGCAUGGCGGGGGGAUCUGGAGGUGGUGGAGGAGGGGGCCUGGGUUUGGGCAGUGCCCACAGCAUGGGCACCUCGCUCAGCAUCACCCCAGCCGCACUGACCACCACGGGCAACCACCUGGACGUGCCCUUCGCCAACAAUCCCAACCUGCUCAGUCCGGAUGUGCUCAACCAGCGGAGGGGUAGUAGACGUCCCUCGAUCCUGCCCGUGCCCGAUAUGUUCACCUCCUCCUCGUUCAGCAUCGCCGGCAAUGACGACGGCGAGGAGGGGGACGAGAGUGACGAUGAGAUCGACGACGAGAUGCCCUGGCGAUCGCCCUCCGAGAAGAUUGCCAUUGUCAAGGGUUUUCCGCCCGUGUCACCCUUCAUUGGCGUGAGUCCCACGCUCUGCUACCUGCUCAAAGAGAAGAAGCCCCUCUGCUGUCUGCAGCUGGCUCAGGUCUGCGAGCACUGCAGCUAUCGAAAUGCCAAGGAGUACCAGUGGCAGAACAAGACGAUCAUUCUGGCAGCGGACUAUGCCUCCAAUGGCAUAUACAAUUUCAUCAUUCCACUGAGAGCCCACUUCCGAUCGAAGACCUCAUUGAAUCCUAUUAUACUGCUGCUGGAGAGGCGACCGGAUGUGGCCUUUCUGGAUGCUCUCUCCUACUUUCCUUUGGUCUACUGGAUGCUGGGUUCCAUCGACUGCCUGGAUGAUCUUCUAAGGGCCGGCAUCACCUUGGCCGAGAGUGUGGUGGUGGUCAACAAGGAACUCUCCAAUUCCGCCGAGGAGGACUCCCUCUCGGACUGCAACACCAUUGUGGCUGUGCAGAAUAUGUUCAAAUUCUUUCCCAGCAUCAAGAGCAUCACCGAGCUGUCGCAGAGUUCUAAUAUGAGGUUUAUGCAGUUCCGGGCCCACGACAAGUACGCCCUUCAUCUCAGCAAAAUGGAGAAGCGCGAGAAGGAGCGCGGGUCGCACAUCUCCUACAUGUUCCGGCUGCCCUUCGCCGCGGGGGCGGUGUUCAGUGCCUCCAUGUUGGACACCCUACUGUACCAGGCCUUUGUGAAGGACUAUGUGAUUACCUUUGUGCGCCUGCUGCUGGGCAUUGACCAGGCCCCGGGCAGUGGGUUCCUCACCUCGAUGCGCAUCACCAAGGACGACAUGUGGAUACGCACCUAUGGGCGGCUGUACCAGAAGCUCUGCUCCACCACCUGCGAAAUACCCAUUGGCAUUUACCGCACGCAGGACACCUCGAAUGCGGACACCUCUCAUGUGAGUAACUCGCCGGUCGAGAGAUGGGGACCCUUCUCGGCCUUCAGCAGACAUUGUGUGCGCUUGCGUCCAUCGUACGACGAGGAGACCGGCACGCCCGACUCGACGAAGGACUCGACGGAAAUGCUGCGCGGGGUCACCUACCGACCGCCGGGGUCGGCAACAGGUGGCGCCAGCAGCUUCCGGCCUCAGCCGCAGCGCCAGCGGUCGGUCAACUGCCUGGGCGGUUGCUCGGAGCGCAAGGGAUCAUCCUAUUCCAUCAACCUGGCUGACGAGGCGAGGGACAACCAUGCUCAGCAGAUCGAGCGAGCCGAGAUUGCCAACCUGGUUAGAAGUCGGAUGGAGUCCCUGAAUCUGCCCACAAUCGACUAUGAUGAUGUUAGCGAGAAGCGCAACCACCUGUCCUAUGUGAUAAUCAACCCGAGCUGUGAUCUCAAACUGGAGGAGGGCGAUCUCAUAUACUUGGUAAGGCCGUCGCCGUUCUCGGCCCAAAAGACCUUCGAGCGACACAACUCGCGCCGCAAGUCGAACAUCUCGUUCUGCUCGAACAUCAACCUGGGCGCCACCUGCGGCCCCCAGAUGCCGCAGAUGAACAUGAACAUGGCCAACACCGCCGUCGGGGCUGGAUCGCGUCGAGGAUCGGGCAUCGCCGGCUUGAACCCCAUGCAAAUGCAGAGCGUUCAGACCUUGGCCGGGUAUGGAUCAUCCUCGCAGCGCUGUAGCCCCCCGAUGCAGCAAAUUAAAUCGAAUUCUCUUUCUCUACCCGACAGUCCGACGGUGGUUGGCAAUCAGCGAGGACGGAGUAACUCAUUGCGGAUCGACAACGAUAUCCUGCUCCGUCGAUCCUCGUCCCUGCGACAGGGCCUUCCCAGCGUGGGCGUCAGCCACGGCCGGAGAAAGUCGUCGCUGGAGGAGAUCGGCAUAAGUCACUUCACCACCCUCAUGCAGGCAACGAACCACAGCAACCCCAUCAAGAUAUCCCUUAACGGCAGCAUCGGCAUGGAGAAUCAAAUCUCCUUGCAGGUAACACCACCCGAGGAGCCCACACCCAUGUUGGGUGUGCCCUGUGUGCUGGGCGGUGGCGGUGGAGGUGGCAUCAACCCAUCCGGAGCAGGUUCCUCCACCGGCGGCAUGCUGGGCGGCGGCUCCUCGCUGGCCAUCAAUACCGCUGACCUGGGACCCGGACCCAGUACCUCCUCGGGAGCCGGUGGUUCGCUGCAGCCUCAGGAUUCGCUGGGACAGCAGUCGUCGCAAGUGUCAUCGCCACAGCAUCUGCAGGGAACGAUCGUAUGAUACAACCUGAUGUGGGGGCGCCGACUCCGCUCCUCCAUGUCGAAAAACAAAUGGAUAUAGAACACGGCCAGCACACACAGACACACCCGUAGAGAUAAGUUCUAGGCAGAGCGAAAGUAUUAGGAACCCAACCAAAUAAACCCACCCACCCCAAAAAAUUAAGGCUGUCUGUGGUGUGUGCGCUCCCGAUGAAUCCAUUUUGAGUCCCCUUAAGUUAGUUUCGUACGUUCAAUAGAUCAGUUCAUCCCUAGGAAGUAACCAAUAGAUAUUGUAUAUUGCAUGUUUUGCAAUUAGUUGUAAGCUAUGAAUAUGUCGGCUUGGCACAAAGGAAGCUGCGUCAAAUUGUGUUUUGGGAACAACAAAUGUAGUUAAACUAUUGGAUAGGUGGGACGAUGAAUUAGCAAACUGUAUAACUGUAUAUAUCUGAUGCCUAGUUCUAAGCAUAUCCGAGGAGCCAGACGUAGCAAACUAUCAAAUAGAUCGGGCUUAGGCGCUAAAAUCCAUGUAUAUACCUUAGGUAUGACCAUUUUGUUGGGCUUCAGCUCGGUUAAGCUUCCCCUUCCUUCGGGAGGAACUUCCUCUGACCCACGUAAACCCCAUAUAGAUACAUAUAUGAAGGUGCUAUCGAUGUCUUGUACUAUACACACAAUUAUAGGAAAGGAAGAUGGAGAAAAAUAAACCAAGAAAGUGAAAAGGUUUUCAUAACAUAAAUUGGAACGGGCUUUGGUAUACUCUAAUGCUUUACAAAAAACCAACAGAAAUAUGUAUACAUAUAUUAAAAUAAAUCAAAGAAUUUGUAUAUAAACUAUGUAUAUGUAAGAACCAAAAAUGCAUUCAAGAAAAACAAAACGAAAAACAAACUACUAGAAUUUAAUGAAAAACUUAAUUCGAAAAACAACAGAAUCUAGAAAUAGAGCUAGAGUUUAGAGUUAACUACUUAAGGCUAGUUUGGGCCGCGGAUGGAGUAUCGGCAACUGUACCAAAUUCUACGAGCUAUAUGAACCAGCGUUCGCAGCUAACACAACCCAGUAGCAUAGUGUCAGGCAACGCAACCCACGUCCCUCUAACUCAAUUCGAUCCCAGCUAUAGGCUCUUUAGGUAGUAGCUAAAGCAAACAAUGUACCUACACAACCACAUACCACACAAACAUCCACACUCACUUAAUAAUGUUAGUUAAAGCACCUAUGGCAGUUUUAUAAGGAAAUUUUAUUCAACGAUGACGAUGCAAUGCAUUCCAGUGUCUCGAGAGAAUACCUAGUUAAGCUUAUGCCCAGCACCCUGAGAAACCUAUUUAUAUAGAUCUGUAUACUUCUGUAUCCGUAUAUCUGCAACCACAUAAGCCACAUAGAUCGAAUCGAUGUCUCAAUGUACAAAAGUAGUUAAAUAAACCGCAUAAGGCAUUGGCUGCAGCAUUAGAGAUACGUUUAGUGCGGACUAGGGUAUAAACUUGCUGUAAUAUUUAUCGGCGCCAUGCUCUUUAAGGCAUGCCGAACAGAACUCACAAUAAACUCAAACUAUAGUUGGAAAUAAA